Paecilomyces variotii is the source of this 5080-nucleotide messenger RNA. RefSeq lists its product as hypothetical. The record is from RefSeq and is a predicted model, not a curated record. Gene Ontology annotation, biological process: regulation of transcription by RNA polymerase II. The coding region runs from base 347 to 4924 and encodes 1525 amino acids. Gene Ontology annotation, cellular component: mediator complex. NCBI's taxonomy places the organism in Eukaryota, Fungi, Ascomycota, Eurotiomycetes, Eurotiales, Thermoascaceae. Gene Ontology annotation, molecular function: transcription coregulator activity. The transcript has 4 exons.
CUCUGGAGCCCAAAGGGCUCAUUCCCCCCCGUCGAAGCCAACCCUUGCUGUGCUGGUCUUUCUCCGCUUGCUUGCUUGCUUGCUUCGCGCGGUCGAACACUGACGCUGAAGCCUGCUGGGUGUAUGAUUCUGCAGACAGGAAGCGAUUCUUCCACCCGCCGCAGCACCCGCGAUAUACACUUUUCGUCGACCGUGUCUCUGGUCGAUCCCUUCCGUCGUUACCUCGCAUCGCGGCCUCGGACUUCAUCGCCGUAUGGUUUAGGAGCUUUUCUCUUCAGCGAAUGCUGACGUCAAAGGACGACUAUCGCGGAUCUCUCCCCAGUUGCCCGUCACUGGGGCUUCUGAUAUGAAUCCCGCAAGCUUUUCCAAUGUCGGCGGAGGCAUGCCCGGCGCGGGCAAGCCGCCAGGCCCCGUGCAAGUUCCCCAGAAAAACGAAAAUGCGCAGGUGAUCUUGAGAUAUGUCGCCCAAGCGUUGCAGUCGCAGGGCCCGUUUGCAGGAUGGCGGGCGGAGGUGCCCAUCCAGGAGCGGGCGAUGAAGGUCUACCAAAUGAUAUCGUCCCUCCGUCUGAUUCAACCCCGGAUCGAGCUGCAGAGUGCCGUCCAGGCAGCCCUGAGCUUUGAGGAGAAAGCGUUUAGGGAUGCGAGGGAGAAGGUUGACUACGAGAAGGAAUGUACAGAUAAACUGGUUCACAUCCGAGAUACUAGGGCACGACAGGCCGCAGUGAUGCAGGGCGGAAUGAUGCAACAAGCAGGAGCCGGUCCAGGUAUGGCCGGUGUUCGUCAGAACCUCAUGCAGCCGGGUUUCGCUCCACAGAUCAACCGGCCGAUGCAGGCGUCACCGAUGCAAGUCCAACAGCAGAUGGCGAUGGGGAUGAAUGACCCGAAUCAACAAGCCGCAAUGCAACAGCAACAGCAGCAGCAACAACAACAACAACAACGACAACAGCAGUCACAGCAAGCAUUCAUGCAGCAGCAACAGGCCCAGCAGCGACAAGGCACUGGUGUGCCACUACGCGAUGAUCUCAACAUGCUGUCUCCUCAAGAGUUUGAGCAGGUCUGUCGGUUAGCCAACCAAAUGCUACUGAAGACCUCGCCUGAGGAUAUGGAGAAGAUCAAGAUGAACCUGCAGAACAUGACCCAGGAGCAGAGACAAUAUCUUGCAAGGAAGAAUAUCGAACCGAUGACGUACUUCUUCCGUUCACAAGCUCUAAGGGAGCUGAGGAGACAUAAGCGGAAUCGCAUGGAGAUGGCUCGCGCACAAAACGGAGGUGUUGACCCCAGUGGCGGAAUGAUGGAGGACCCGAUGAUGAACCCACAACAGCGACAGAUGGUCCAAAAUAUGAUUGGCCUUCAGCGAAAUUCGGCGAUUCCCAUGAAUGCUCAACAAAACCUUGAUCCUACAUCAUUUAUCGGCAACGUCGAAAACAUCCAAGGACAGCAGGCAGACGGUCUUCGUUCGCAGGAAGCGGGUCAGCUGGUUGUACCUGCCAGCUCUUCUCAGAUGAAUCCACAGCAAUUUGCUGGGCCUCAGGGGAUGUUUCCAAGCGGUCAACAGCUCGGACAGAAUGGCCAGCCGAAUGCCAACCGAUCCAUGAACCCUCACUUCUUGGCCCAGCAGCAGCAUCUCCAGAAUUCCCAUAAUGUGCAGCAGGAGCGGAUCCAGCAAGCAGCACAGUUUCAGGCGCAGUCGCAGGCUCAGUCCCAAGCGCAAGCGCAUGCUCGCGCCCAAGCCGCCCAAAAGGCGCAGAUGGCCAUGUCGCAAGGUGGUCAGGUCAAUCCCCAAAUUCCCCAGACGAUGGCCCAACCCAGUCCAGCCAUGCCGAUGCUGAACCGACCACUGGGCCCGCAGAUGUCACCGGUCCAGGUCGGUGCUCAACCUCGACCACAGUCCCGAGCUCCUGGUAUGGGCCAACAGCCUCCGGGCGUCCAGUCAAUCCCUAGCCAGCCUGCUAUGCAAAAUCGAGGCCAGAUACCUCCCGGCUUGCCUCCUGCGGUGCAGGAACAAUUGUCUCAGAUGACGCCUGAGCAGAUCAACGCCUUUCUGAUGAAUCGUCGCAAUCAAGUCAUGGCAAGAGCAAAUGCCGCUCAACAGUCUAUGUCGAUGCAGCCGAACCUUUCUCACACAGGCCAGACUCCGCAAAUGCCGAACGGUCAGCUGUCUAACGACCCAAACAUGCGCGCAACGAUGGGCCUGCAGCAACAGAUUUCUGGGAUGGGUGGUGCACAACCACAGAACCAGAUGCUACCAGGCCAGCAGAUGUCAUUGCAGCAACGACAGCAACAGAACGAUCUUCAGAAAUUGCAAUUCUUCCGCUCGCAGAAUGGCGGUCUAGACAUGACUCCUGAACAAGUCAGGGAAAUGGAUCGUUGGCCUUUCCCGCCGUCGAUCCUCAAUUCAAACAAUAUGAAUUCACCUGUGCCAAAGACUGUUAAAACGUGGGGCCAGCUUAAACAAUGGGCAGCUCAGAACCCCCACCUUCUUGGGGGUGUAGACCUUCCAAAGUUGCUCACUCUUCAACGACUUCACCUUGCGCAGACUCUGACCCAGGGGAGGGAUGCGAAUCGUAACCCGGAGCAGGGCGGUCAAAACCAUGGGCUGCCCAUGACGAACUUCCCAGGGCACCAGCAGCCAUUCAUGGCACCGCAGAACUUCCAGCCUGGCCAGCAUCAACAUCCGCCGUUCAAUAUGGCAGCAGCGAUGCGUCCAAUUACAGCAAAUGACAUACAUAUAGCCCGACAGAGACUAGGUGCUCAGGCACAGAACUACACAGAUGAACAGCUAAGGGAACUGCUGCAUCGGAAUCGUCAGAAACAGAUAAUGCAAGCUCAGAAAUCUGCAGCAGCCCAAGCAUUUGCGCAGCAGGCAGCACUGAACCAAGGUCAACCAGCGCAACAACCUCAACAGCAACCAGCGCCGGCUCCUCAGACAACACCACUCAUGAAACAACAGCAACCGGUCCCGCAACAGACGCCGCAAGCAAAUGCUAAGAGCCAGGCCACUGCGGCAGCAAAGAAUGUAAAGGCGUCACCGGCGAAGGCGGCUUCCAAGAAGAGGCCUAGUGAUGAGGUGACAGAGGUCCCACCUCCUAAGGUUCAGCCAGUAUCCCAACCACCUGCCUCCCAAGCCCCCGCGGUCACAGCGCGCCCUAAUUUCACCCGUGAACAGUUGGCUGCUAUGACCCCGCAGCAGCGUGAGCAAUUGGAAGCUCACAUGCGCAGACAGACCAGAGCCCCGAUAACAAAGGCUGCAGCGGAAGAGGCGUGGGGCCAUAUUCCUGAAAAGCUUAGACUUCUGUAUGCUGAGAUUUCUAAAAAUGCGCCCCCUCCCAAGCCUGUGAAAAUACCUCCUGAGCAGAAGGCUGUCAUGGCCCAGCAACUCAGAGAGUGCACAGAUAUGUUAGGUAGGAUGGAUACGUUGGUGCAAUGGUUCGCAAAGAUUCCGGGACAGGAGAAGAGUGUCCGGAGUCUCCUUGGUAUGCGCAUUCAACUCAUGAGGCAAUUCAAAGAUCCAGACUGGACGAUCAAUGACCAGUUCACCAUACCACCUGAAUCUCUGGCGCAAACGAUCACCUACAUCAAGAAGCUGUUCACUGCCAUGAUCAGUAAGGUGCAAAGCCAACCUGCCGCUCAACGAGCUGCACAGCAGGCGGCUGCCACUACUUCUGCUGGUCAGCCGGCCACCCAGGCAAAGCUGAACGCUAGCAAUCUGCAGCAACUUCAGCAACAAGAAGAAGCCCUGCAACGCGCCCGACGUGCUUCGAUUCAGAGCGUUCCUCCGGCACCCACAGCUCCACAAGCUCCCUUUGCUUUGGGUGCCCCUUCGCCUCAAGGUGUUCCUCAGGCCUACGGCCCAGGAGGGUUGACCCCAGACAAGCUGAAACUGCCUCCGACAAAGAAGAGAAAGCAGUCCCAUGGCACAACUCCUGGUACCCCAGCUCAGGGCCAAGCAGCCGCCACUGCUGCAUCGAAGGCGCAAGGUGCCAAGCAAACGCCUGUCGACGUCAACAAGGCCACAGCUGGUUUGGUUGGUCCAUUCAAGUGUGCUGAGCUUGAAUGUGAGCACCACCAAAAGGGCUUUGUGACGCAAGCCGCACUGGAUAAGCAUGUCGAGGAAAGCCACAAAGUUGAGCAAAUCGGCGAUCCCUUGGAGUUUGCGCUGGAGAGCUUUCGUACGGUUCUUGCCCAAGACAAAGAAAAACCAGCAGUGCAGGAAUCGAAGGUCUCAGCUGCGGCACCGGAUAUGCAGCGCGUUGUUAGUAAGCCGGGUAUUGUUGGCCUGAAGCAGGAUAUCAAGGGUGAUGGGGCAACCCCAGCAACCGUCGGGGCUACCCCUAUGGGCCGUGUACCCAGCCAAGUUGGUCCCAAGUCGACAUCCCCGGCAUCCAAUCAGUUGCAAACCCCAAGAACCGUAUCCGGUAAACCGCCUGCUGGCAGACCUACUGGAGGCAAAGAAGAGAGGAAAGAGGGCGGCAAGACUUCGGUGCAGAUUUCGUCCGCUGAGGAUGCGGCAACCAAGGACCCGUGGGCGGAUAGCACGAUCUCGCUUGAGGCUAUCCAUGACACAUUCAUGGACUUUGGGGAUGAUAGCUUGCAUGGGUUGGGCUUUGACCCACUUGAGGAGUUCCUCAACUCAGAAGCUUUCAGCAAGAACACGGCGGAAGACACACCGGACUCGGUUGAGACGGGCGCGGUUACUCAGACGCCUAAGGAUGCUGAACCAUCCAAAGAUGUUGACGUUAAGAUCAGUGGUGUGAGCGACGACAAUUGGAUUCCCGCUGACUGGGUAAAUCUUCCUAGCCACGUUGAGGGUGAACUUGAUCUGUUGAUGAAUGACCGAUGGGAAGAUCUCAACUGGGACACUAUCGAUCAUAAAGACGCAGAGCUCAGUUUUGAUAGCGGACCGAUUGAUCUCUAUGCCAUCUAAUCUCUCACCUACCAUCUGAGGGAGAGCAACCUCGGUGGCGCUUUUGAUUAUGUGGCCUCUUUUUCGUUCUGUGGCGUGAGGACAGAUGCUGAUUGUACACUACAAGACCUUCUGGGCCAGGACUAUGUUUGUUCCAUCAGGAUUGUGUUCCCUUGU